This is a messenger RNA of Lactuca saligna, 492 nucleotides long. The record is from the annotation of a GenBank genome assembly. Lineage: Eukaryota; Viridiplantae; Streptophyta; Magnoliopsida; Asterales; Asteraceae.
AUGGAAAGUGGAAAGAUGGAGAAAGUAACACAAACCCCGCAAACCAACCCCAAACGUGAAUUAUGGGACUGCGAAAGCUCUCUUUACGACUCUUUUGAACUCAAAUCUUUCAAACGACAACUUGAUUCUGCAAUAUCCUCCAGGACCAUGUCAAUGCCCCACCUCUCCUCCUCCUCCUCCUCCUCCUCCUCCCUCCGCCACCAAGUACCACCACCUUUCGACCACAAACCCACCUCCAAGAAACCCUUCAGACUCAGUCGCUCCCUCAACAAGCUCAUCCGAUCAGUUUUCCGGCCUAGACAUAACCACCAUACCUCAUCAAGAGAUGGAGCUUUUUACGUUUAUGAUACUUCUAGUGCUCUCCACACCAUACCAGAGGUGUCAGAGACCAUGCCAGAGUUUGAUCGGCUUUCACCCGACAUGAAGUUAUUGAUCACAAGAACAGGUUCUGAUCGGUUUAUGCCAACUUCUCUUGGUAUAUCAUGUGCUUGA